Messenger RNA from Knipowitschia caucasica, 2487 nucleotides. Lineage: Eukaryota; Metazoa; Chordata; Actinopteri; Gobiiformes; Gobiidae. The record is from the annotation of a GenBank genome assembly.
AUGGAUCAGUAUCGAAUCAAUCCGUCGAGUUACGGUGAAACAAACUGCUUCAGAGGACAAGUCAAACAUAUUGAGUAUGGGAGAUUUGACUUCUCCGGUUCAGACGUCCAGGCUCAUGGCGCAGAGCUGCGGCCUGUGGUGGUCUGUGCAGAGGACUCUAUGACCCUCACUGUGAGGAGGACCAGAGCUGGGCAGCUCCGGGUCAGCACAGGAAAUGAUUCGUCUCUUGAUCUGUCAAAGUUGCCGCCGCAGUGUGGAUUCUCCAUUUACAAAAGUUUGAGAGAAGUGUCCAUAACUGUUAAGUACAACGGCUGCCUUGUCACAGUGCAGAACAGUCGUCAUUGGUUGCCUUUGCGGUGGCGGAGGACUCCAGUGAGGAUGUCAUGUCCAUUGUCUCCAAAGAAGUCCCGCGCGUUGGCCGACCUCUCCAGCUGCUGCUCCCCUUCUGAUCUAACUGUCCACAUUCAGGGCUCCUCUCUAUUCAAGGAGCCCAGUGUAAAUGUUCGAGGUGAGUGGACUCCCCUUUUGGAGUUGGUUCAGCACUGUGGAUAUAGAUUAAACGGCAGAGAAGCAGAGAUUGUGAUCACGGUGCCAUUUCUCGCAUGUGGAAUCACAUCAAGGGAAGGACAUCAUGCACUUUUUCUUAAAAUAAUAGAGGAUGUAUUUAUGUUCACAUGUCCCAUAUCUUCAGCCAAAAAGUCACAAUCGAAUAUAGUUUCUCAAUCUGUUCCUACUAAAACUGACCUUGUGCCCAAAAACCUGAAGCCGAAUCAAUGGGCACCACCAUUUUACCUGGCCCCGCCCCUUUAUCCUCACCCUACACGCAACCACAGGGCUCGUGUCCUGGGCAGUAUGCCGGCCACUCCUACCAUGGCCACAUAUGAAUUGCCACAUAAAACUCCACUGCAGGCUGUACGUAAUGACCAUCCACGCCCAUCUGAGGAGAACCCCAACAUGCGGACAUCCCUGGGAGAUUCAGCUCGCUUUUCUCACCAGUUCAAAGAUGCUUUGUCAGUGAACAAUCAUCCAGCUCCCACAAAGACCUCCAUUCCUUCUGUGCAACCUCACUAUGUUUUCCAUCCGUACUACCGCUAUUACCACCUUCCUAAAAUCCCACAGAGAGACUGGUCCCUGAAUACUGCCUCUGCUACAGAAUCUUACCACUCCACCGAUCUGAGGAAAUACAGCGUGGAGCACCACAACAGGAGGAUGACUCCACCUUCGACUGAAGGUACUUUUGCGCCAGUGACUGCCUCUGAAAACCGGCCUUUUCUGCCACACAUGUACUACCCCCUGGCCUAUAACCCCUACCAUUUAAACGAUGGUCCUCAAAGUGAAAGCCAUCAGUUUACAGCUUCCACUUCUCCACCACAAAUGACGGCCCCUAUUUUUCCAAGUGAAGACGCGGUGCAUAUGUUUGGUUCAGUCUCUCAGUCUGAAGAUCCUCAGCCGUUUGCACCAGCACAUGAUGCAGAUGAAGCAAAUCUGCUUAAUAAAAAAGACUCUCCUUCACAUGUGGACUUCCUCAUGAAAGAGUGGUUCAAUCAGGUCACUUCAGUGACCUAUGGUGUAGUUCCACCCAUUCUACCGACGUCUGGAGGAUCUCUGGAUUCUCUUGAAGCCAAUAUGCAAGAUCAGUCUGGUGCCCGUGCUGCUCCGCUCGCUGCCACGCCCCGUUGCCCUGGCACCGGCUCACGUUUCCACUGCUCUGUCGCUUAUAGCUGCUUUGCUUUGCUGGAGAAGGAUUGCAUUUUGGAAGCGUAUCUUUUGUUUACUUUACCAAAGUUUGUGGUUGACCCAAAAGUGUUGCACCCUGAUCACUAUGAAGAGGCAGAUGAAGUGUCCUGUGCGAUUGGCCGACUGACCUCCAGUCCACAAGUGUUCUUUGUUCCCCUAAAGGGCUGUGGCAUCAAAAAACAAGUCAUUGACGCAUUGAUUGUUUAUCGCCUAGAACUUGAAACCCGUGUCUCUGACGAUUCGUUGAGGAUGAUGGUGGAGUGUAGUCUAUGUCCUGGAUUACUCGGGGAACAGACUCUCUCUCCACUGGAGCCAUUGCCCUCACUGAGCACUGCUGCCGUCCCUGUGCGCAUGAGGGUAGCAACAGACAAGUCUGUGAGCUUCCUCCCUGAGCCCCAUGCUGCCUUGAGCACGAUACAAGGCAGACUGGUGUUUCUGGAGCUCAGCCUGCAUCCUCCAGACCUCGAUGUGGUGCUGUUGGUCCACUACUGUCUGGCCUAUACUUUAACCCCGUAUUCCAGUGCAAUGCUUGUUUAUGAUUGUUGUCCAUCUGGAGGGGAUCUGCAGCCUCCAACAUUGAUCUAUCCAAACACUCACUAUAUCAUGGUCACCAGUUUCCUGUCCCCAACUUCCCCAAGUCCUUUGAGCAUACAUGAUGCAGACCCAGAGGUUUACUUCUAUUGCUUUGUUGAGGUGUGCUCUGCGUUACACGGUGUCUGCGCUGAGGGGUGCGUCAAUUGCCCUGAUUGA